This is a messenger RNA of Durio zibethinus, 3168 nucleotides long. NCBI's taxonomy places the organism in Eukaryota, Viridiplantae, Streptophyta, Magnoliopsida, Malvales, Malvaceae. The record is from RefSeq and is a predicted model, not a curated record.
AUGGGGCCAAAAUGGGUAUGGGUAAUGAUGAAUGUGUUGGUUUUAGGAGCAACGUAUAGUGAUGGGUGUUUGGAACAACAGAGACUUGCACUCCUACAGCUCAAACGUUUUUUCAAUGAUCGUCAGUAUUUACGCACCUGGACGGGGGAAGUGGGUUCGGACUGUUGUCGAUGGGAAUUCGUUGAGUGCAACAUCACCACUAGACGAGUCACUGAACUCUCUUUAAACUGGAUGAAGUCGGUAAAUCAGAAAUGGUAUCUUAAUGCCUCUCUGUUUCUUCCAUUUGAAGAACUGAGGAGUCUUUAUCUCCAAGGGAAUGAAAUAGCUGGUUUUGUUGAGAAUGAAGGUUUUGAAAAGCUAUCCAAGUUGAAACAUCUCGAGAUCCUUGAUUUAAGCUAUAAUCACAUUGAGAGCCUCCGGUCCUCCCAUGGUAAUGGAAGACAAUUGAGGCUGAUCAAUUUACAAGUACUUGACUUAAGUGACAAUCCCUUCAAUAACAGUAUAUUGGCAGACCUUAGUGGGUUUUCAAAUCUAAAGUCAUUGAAUUUAAGACAAAAUCAACUGAAUGGAUCAAUAGAUAUCAAAGAACUUUGCCUAUUGAGCAAUUUAGAGACACUAGAUAUGAGCCACAAUGAGGUAAACCAAUUUGUGACUUUUAAAGAGUUGCAUCUGUUGAGCAAUGUGGAGGACCUAUUCAUGGAUAAUACUCCUUUGGACAUCAACUUUUUGCAAAGCAUUGGCAACUUGACUUCUCUCAAAAUCUUGUCCCUGUAUAACUGCGGUUUGGCUGGCACUUUACCUAGUCAAGGUUGGUGCCACCUAAAAGGUCUCGAAGAAUUGAGUCUCAAUGGAAAUGGUCUACAGGGUGCAAUUGCUUCAUGCUUGGGUAACUCGACAUUUCUUCGCUAUUUAGAUAUCUCUAACAAUCAGUUCACAGGAAAUAUUGCCUUCACUGCCCUCUCAAAUCUCACUAUGCUUCAAGUCCUCUCCCUUUCAAAUAAUCAAUUUCAAGUUCCAGUGUCAUUCAAAUCAUUUGCAAACCACUCAAAUCUUAAAAUCCUUUCAAGCAAUGGGAACAGGUUAGCAGCGGAACCAACAGUUUUCCAAACUUGGUCCCCAAAAUUUCAACUUAAGGUCUUGAGUUUGUCAAAUUGCACAAUAGAAGAACAUAGGAAUCCACAACUUCCUAACUUCCUCUAUUACCAAUAUGACUUGAGAUACGUUGAUCUUUCCUAUAGCAAUUUUGUUGGAAUAAGGUUCCCCGAUUGGUUGGUAAGGAAUAAUACAAGACUAGAAGCACUUUACAUGAUGAAUAGUUCUAUUGAGGGACCUCUUUUCUUACCAUCACAUCCUAAUAAUAACAUGAGGGUACUUAACAUAUCAAACAAUAAAAUGCAACAUCAAAUUCCAACCAAUUUUUGCUCAGUUUUUCCAAAUUUAGAAUUGUUAACCAUGUCGCGAAAUGCCUUCAAAAGUAAUAUUCCUCCUUGUUUGGGUGUUAUGAGUGGGUUAGAAAUUUUAGACAUAUCCUACAACUACUUUUUUGGAGGAAUACCUAAGGAGUUGGCCAUGAGUGGCUCAUUAAUGGUUCUUGUACUUUCAAAGAACACCUUGAGUGGCAAAAUGUUUCCUGCAACACAUCGCUCAACUAGGCUGAAAGGAUUAUAUUUGGAUGGCAACAACUUUGACGGAGAGAUGCCUCAUUUUUCCCCUAUUAUCUCUUCAGAGCUUGAAACUUUAGAUUUAAGCAACAACCACUUGUCUGGGAAACUCCCAAUAUGGUUGUGGAAUUGUACAAGAUUGUUGAUGCUAGCUUUGGCUAACAACCAACUCGACGGUCCCAUUCCCAUUGAAUUAUGCAAUCUGGUGGAUCUUCAGUACUUGGAUCUUUCUCAAAAUCACCUGUCUGGUACAAUACCAUCUUGCUCCAAUCUACAGUAUAUAAAGCAUGUACAUCUGAGCAGGAAUAAACUGAGCGGACCACUGUCACCUGCCUUUUAUAGAAGCUCUUCAUUAGUAACAUUAGAUCUGAGUGAAAACAACUUCACCGGAAAAUUUCCAGAUUGGAUCCACACACUGCCGGCUCUGAGUGUCCUUCUUCUAAAAGCAAAUCAGUUCCAUGGUGAAUUUCCUCUGCAAUUGCGCAAAUUGUACUCAUUAAGCAUCAUGGACCUUUCUCAGAAUAAACUUUCUGGUCCCAUACCUUCCUGUUUCAGUAAUUUAACUCUUCAGCCAAGGGAUGAAAAGUCUGAUAUAACUAAAAGCAUUUUCGGUGUUAAGUAUGACGUCGUUGAAGGAGUAUUGACAGAUAUGGGACUGAAAAUAUAUCAUCUCAUAAAAGAUAGGUAUUAUGAAAAUGCAUUUCCUACAUCACCUUGGUCUACUUAUACUUAUGAAGAAGAGAUAGUGAUUUCAACAAAGAGGUCAUCAUACACUUACAAGGGUCACAUUCUUGAUAUGUUUUCUGGAUUUGAUCUCUCUUGCAACCAACUCACCGGCAUAAUCCCACCGGGAUUGGGGACUUUGGCCGAAAUCCGUGGCCUAAACUUGUCGCACAACAAUUUAACUGGACCCAUCCCCUCCACGUUCUCAAAACUUAAGCAGAUUGAGAGCUUGGAUCUUUCCUACAACAACUUAAACGGUAGAAUUCCCCUGCAACUGAUUGAGUUGAACUUUCUGGCGGUAUUCACUGUUGCACACAACAACUUGUCAGGGCCUCUCCCAGACAGGAAAGGUCAAUUUGGGACAUUCGACGGGAGCAGUUACGAGGGAAACUAUCUUCUUUGUGGACCUCCAUUGGAAAACAGUUGUGGUGAAGGUGAUUCAUCAGAAACUCCAAAUGCUUCAUCUGAUGAAGAUGAAGAAGAUGGUUUUAUAGACAUGGUUGAUUUCUACGACAGCUUGGGGGUUACCUUUGCAAUUAUAUUGCUGGCAACUGGCAUUAUUGCCCUGCUUCAGAAGAAACAUAUAGCCCCGUGUAUCUUCCUUGGUUAUAGAGCACUUCAAGUUCCAGACUGCAGGGAAAACAUAAGUGAGUUGCCCAUAGCAAUACCUCUUUCUAACAAGGCAACAGACAAACCGUCUCAUCAACGCAGGAUUGCUCUUUCUUUGGUCAUUUCGGUUAUAGUUAUUAAAUUGAGACUCAGUCCUCACCCACCUAAUUCUUAA